Molecule: messenger RNA, 629 nt
Organism: Salvelinus fontinalis (brook trout)
Lineage: Eukaryota; Metazoa; Chordata; Actinopteri; Salmoniformes; Salmonidae
Product: dynein light chain Tctex-type protein 2
Exons: 1
Coding region: 1-510 (169 amino acids)
Biological process (GO): microtubule-based movement
Cellular component (GO): cytoplasm; cytoplasmic dynein complex
Molecular function (GO): dynein intermediate chain binding
Source: RefSeq, a predicted model, not a curated record
AUGUCUGAGCGUCGGGGUAGCAUUAUGAAGGGGAUUCACAAAGAUAGCCAUACUGACAGGCUCCGAGGGUCAACCAUGGACAUUGAAAUGCAUGACGACGACGACUCCCACCCUGUGAAACGAGGGUCUUCAGUUUGGAAAUCAGGGUUCAAAGGGAAACUAGCCAACACCUACAGGUUGGGACCAAAGCAGAAGUUUCUUCCCCAUUUGAUUCAGAAGAAAGGCGAUGAGUUGAUGAACCAAGCAUUCGGUGAGCUGGCCUACGACCACGACAACUGUCGAGAUGUGGCUGAUAAAGUGGCUGCAGAUAUCCUGGCGUUCUGCAAAGAGCAAGUGUUUGACCGCUACAGAUACGUGGCCAGGGUGGUCGUCGGCGACAAGAAAGGCCAGACAGUGAAGAUAGCAAGCCGUACCCUGUGGGAUGAUGAAAAGGACAACUUUCUGACUCUCAACUUUGAGAACAGACACCUUUUCGCUGUUGGCAUGGUUUUUGCCAUUUAUUUCGAGUGACAAUGGGCAAUGUGAAAGGCAGAUGGCAAUUUAUCUCUACCUGCCAAUAAAUGAAUGAGAUGUCAAGUUUUUGUGAAUACAUUUUUUUUGUAGACAAAAUAAAACAACAGUAUCAGUGA